AUGGUACCGAAAUCCAGUGGAAAGGCCGCUAAGAAGUCUGGAAAGGCGCAGAAAGUCAUCGUCAAGGGAGAGAAGAAGAAGAAGAGACAGCGCAGGAAGGAAAGUUAUGCCAUCUACAUCUACAAGGUGUUGAAGCAUCUUCGAACUCGUCCCGUCUGGCUCAAUACAUCAAACGCUCGACGAUCACGUCCCGCGAAAUCCAAACUGCGGUCCGUUUGCUGCUGCCGGCCCACCGAUUCGUUCUCCCCAAUUGCAACGGAGCAACGUAGCAGUAGCUCAUUUGGCAAUUACCACGGCAGACUGCUGGGUGCUUGA
Molecule: messenger RNA, 315 nt
Organism: Ochlerotatus camptorhynchus
Lineage: Eukaryota; Metazoa; Arthropoda; Insecta; Diptera; Culicidae
Product: probable histone H2B 4
Exons: 2
Coding region: 1-315 (104 amino acids)
Molecular function (GO): protein heterodimerization activity
Source: RefSeq, a predicted model, not a curated record